AUGGUCGUUCGUAGUCGUGGUGUGGAUGUUAAUAGAAUUCACUUUUCGGAUUCUUUGAAAGGAGUUGAAUGCAUGGCACAUCCGACAUGGGAUGAUCACCAGCGAAAAAGAAGGAAGAAGAGGAAAUGGCUGAUAAGUCUGGCUACAUGGGAGCAGCAGGCUACUCCGGAUAUGUGGGAUCUGGAACAGGUGGAGGAUUUUAUGCAAAAGAAGAGUACGCAGAAAGUACUGGAUUACGCGGAGGAUCUUCACGCCGAACCAUUCCACAUGAAAUCUUUCAUAGCAACGCCAGUUUCAUGUGACUGUCCAUCGAAAGUAGUCAUCGAACGGUAUUGCACUUGCAAAGAAGAAACGUCAACUGUUUGUAUUCCUCUCCGGGCUCACGAGAACUGGGAGUAUCGGCCCGAGCGGUUGAAAACGUUGUUAACGGUCCUUUGUUUUUUCACUGUUAUGUUCAUUAAUCAUUUUGUGCUUGCUGUUAUAUCGGAUAUUAUAAGCAGGAUACCGCUUCCGGACUUGGCGCACUCCCUCAUUAAGCAAUACGACACUCCUAGACAUUUAGCUGAUCUCUUUGCGUCAGCUGCAGUUACUGUAUUGUUACUCGUAUGCAGUGUAUUUCAUAAAUAUAGGUGGAUAAUCACGCGGCGACUUUUCUACAUCGGAUCCGUGCUCUAUAUUAUGCGAGCGAUCAGCAUAUGUCUCACCCAUAUUCCAUCAGGAUUUCAUGAUUUUGAAAAUGAUAUAUGCGUUCCACCCAACCCUGACCCCAACCCUGACCUUGCUAGUGUGGCUUCGAAAUUCUUAAGCAUAUUGGCCACCUUUGGGCUGCAAGUUCAAAUGUCUGGUAACAAAUUGCACUGCGGUGAUAUGUUGUUCUCAGGUCAUACGACAGCUAUUUCCACUAGUUGUUUCUUUCUAAACUACUAUACACCGCAUUCACUUUGGCCAUUGAAGUUGAUUGCAAUAUCCUCAUGUAUUAUUGCAAUGUUUUGUAUUGUCAUCUCGCGGAUUCACUACUCAGUCGAUGUUGUAAUGGGCUACUGGAUCAGCAGUAUCAUCUUUAGCGUGUAUCACGGGUUUUGUGAAGUACCCCAUGUGCUUCGACCUCGUAAUCGACCUUUUCGACGACUUUUUCUUUUCUGGACAAUGUUCGAGCUCGAACGACAUGUUCCUGAAGGUCGUAUUCCGAAUAAGUUGGAAUGGCCUUUUCCAUGGCCAAAGAAAGCUCUCGCAGUCACUAUGGUCUCCGAUAUUCAUUUAGGCAAUCGCCGAUCGUUUUGA
Messenger RNA from Angiostrongylus costaricensis, 1281 nucleotides. NCBI's taxonomy places the organism in Eukaryota, Metazoa, Nematoda, Chromadorea, Rhabditida, Metastrongylidae. The record is from the annotation of a GenBank genome assembly.